Molecule: messenger RNA, 1171 nt
Organism: Neomonachus schauinslandi (Hawaiian monk seal)
Lineage: Eukaryota; Metazoa; Chordata; Mammalia; Carnivora; Phocidae
Gene: ART5
Product: ADP-ribosyltransferase 5
Exons: 5
Coding region: 1-1095 (364 amino acids)
Molecular function (GO): NAD+ poly-ADP-ribosyltransferase activity; NAD+-protein-arginine ADP-ribosyltransferase activity
Source: RefSeq, a predicted model, not a curated record
AUGGAGGCCCUGAGGCCCGCCCUUGGCCCCGCCCACACCCGCUUGGGCCGGAUUCUGGACGAGACCCUUCACACCCCGGAGGAAGGGACCCUGGUCUUUGUCUCCCAGCCCAUCGCCAGUGCUGCCCUCUUCAUCUGGACCUCGCCCUCCCUUGAGUCGCCCCCAGGAAGGAUGCUGGCGGCUUUGCUGAUGGCUCUCAGCUACCUCGGCCUCCAUGCCCUCUGGCAGGCCCAGGCUGUUCCCAUCCUGCCCCUGGGCCUGGCUCCAGACACCUUCGACGAUGCUUAUGUGGGCUGUGCCGAGGAGAUGGAAGAGAAGGCGGUCCCUCUGCUGAAGGAGGAGAUGGCCCGCCACGCCCUGCUGCGGGAGUCCUGGGAGGCAGCCCGGGAGGCCUGGGAGCACAAGCGCCGAGGGCUCCCCCUGCCCCCUGGCUUCAAAGCGCAGCACGGAAUCGCCAUCAUGGUCUACACCAACUCAUCUAACACUUUGUACUGGGAGCUGAACCAGGCGGUGCGGACCGGUGGCAGCUCCCAGGAGUUCUACAUGAAGCACUUUCCCUUCAAGGCCUUGCAUUUCUACCUCACCCGCGCCCUGCAGCUGCUGCAGGGCAGUGGGGGCUGCAGCAAGGGACCUGGAGAGGUGGUGUUCCGAGGCGUGGGCACCCUCCACUUUGAACCCAAGAGACUGGGGGACUCUGUCCGCUUGGGCCAGUUUGCUUCCAGCUCCCUGGAUGAGGCAGUGGCCCGCAGAUUUGGGAAUGUCACCUUCUUCUCUCUAAGGACUUGCUUCGGGGCCCCUAUCCAGGCCUUGUCUGUCUUUCCUGAGGAGCGUGAGGUGCUGAUCCCCCCACAUGAAGUCUUCUUGGUCACCAGGUUCUCCCAGGAUGGAGCCCAGAGUCUGGUGACUCUCUGGAGCUAUAAUCAGACCUGCAGCCACUUUAACUGCGCCUAUCUGGGUGGGGAGAAGAGACGCGGCUGUGUGUCUGUACAAGGAGGGCAGCCAGAUUCUACCCCCAAGGGGGACUUCUCUCUGCUUUCCUGGAAGACCCUGCUCUUUGCCCCUGGGGGCUUCCAGCUCUCAGGAGCUGGGCCCUGAAAGCCCAUUGUCUGCCACUAGGAGUCCUAGGAACUCAUGAUCUUCCAUUGAAGAAGGGGGCUUCGAAUGGCCUCGA